AUGAUCACCCGCGUGUCUCCACUUGACCGCAUUCACUUUGUCAAGGUGACUUCUGUCGCUGGUUUGUGCAACGCGGCUGCUAGUGCCUACAUGUGCACAUGGAUGGAGGGAGGCGGUGGCGGUGGCGGCGGCAGCGGUGGUGGUGAUGGUCGCACUAGCAGAUGUGCAAAGAGCUUUCGUCCCCGAAGCCUCGUGCCACCGGGACAUCGCCACAUAAACCCUUGUGAUAGAUGGUUCGUCGUACUCGAAGUAAAAGAGGACCUCCACAUAAGUGGUUUCCAGGACAGCAUGGAAACCGCCAGGACAAUUAUCUUUUUCGACAUUCCAACAGUUCCAUCGACACAACGGAAACCUCCAGCCUACAUAUCAUUGAAGUUCUCGCGUGCUCAAAGCAAUGCUUCCGAAGACAGUAUUCGCAUCAGCCAUCUUAAUUGCGCUUUCCUCGACACGGAAACACCGUCAGACAUCAUACCCAGUUGUCCUCAUCUCAAAAUGUCGCAUUUUAACAAACAUCAAUUGUUUAAGGCAUGGGACCCCAUUGUCCAAGUUCUUUUGUUGCCGGACAAUGCGCGCACCGCGUAA
Mesocestoides corti is the source of this 582-nucleotide messenger RNA. The record is from the annotation of a GenBank genome assembly. NCBI's taxonomy places the organism in Eukaryota, Metazoa, Platyhelminthes, Cestoda, Cyclophyllidea, Mesocestoididae.